Molecule: messenger RNA, 2691 nt
Organism: Stylonychia lemnae
Lineage: Eukaryota; Ciliophora; Spirotrichea; Sporadotrichida; Oxytrichidae
Source: the annotation of a GenBank genome assembly
AUGUGUAGAUAUUUUUAGGGUACUUACGAAAGAAGAGAUCUUACUUACUCCAAGUUCAGGUAAAUUUAUACUCUCUAAUACAAAUUGAUAAUAGUAAUUGAAUAUGUGAAUGGAAUGAAAGAGUUCUUUCCGCUAAGUGUUGCCUAGAUCUUUUGGCUGUUCUAAUUUACUGACCCGGAUGUUAAAAAUUACGAAUUUAAGGAGUUUGUUAAGAAAUUUUAUUAUCAGAUUUCAGAGAUACUUCAUCAAAAUGAACAUUUCUUCAGAAUUGAUAUAUUCAGCCUAAAUUUAUUAAUAAAGGAUUCAAUUAGUUGUUACUCUACCCAAAAAGAUGAUGAUUUAUUUGAAGAAUCGAGUAGCAGUGAUGAAGAUAAAACACCUUAAAAAAAAAGGAAUGCCGCUUUAAAAAACAAAGAAUAGAAUAAUUCAAAUUAGGAAGCAUUAAUCAAAUAAUCUGAAUAAUAGAAACAGUUACAGGUGAAUAGAUUUUAUUAGCCAUCACAGAGCAAAAUUUUUUAGCAAUUUAAAAGUAAUGAUAAGAGCAUACUGAAUCUUAGAAAUACUGAUAUAUUAAAGCCACAAAUUAUAGACGAUAAUGAUGAUGAAAGCCUUAAGUUAUCUUCUACCAUGACUAUGCCUAAUCUUAAGUAAAGUGUCUGGUCUGAGAGUGGAUUUAAAACAUCUAGAAAUAAAAAAGAAGAUUGUGACCUCUCAGAUAACGAGGAGGAGAAGAAAGUUAAAAUAUAAGGAUAAGUAUAAAAGAGUAAAGCUUUUUUGUCAGUUGCAAAUAUAAUGAAUUCAAGAAAUACUGACUUGACAAAAACUUUAAAUUUUCAUUCUCAAAAUAAUCUAGGCACAGAAAAGGCAUUGAAAACAUUUUCCCUAUCAAUGCCUUAGCUUGUCCUAAGAAAGCUUGAUUAAUCAGUCAUAAAAAAUAAUGUUUUAAAGGCACGUGGUUUUCUGCUAAGGAAAAGCAUGAAAUAUAAAUAGAAAUGGACCUAUAACUUCUACUACAUUGACAUAAAUAAGUUUGUGAGAGAAGGGACAAAAGUUUUGAAAUCUUUCAGGCCUAAAGUAAAGAUAUUUGAUAAUAAUUUCUUGGAUAUGAUAGAAAUGAGAAGAGCCAAAAUAAAUGAAAAUCAGCAAUUACUUCUUAUACCUUAUAAAUUCAUGAAUGAAGCUGUAAUUAAGACUAAUAAUUAAGCUAAUCUAUAAAAAUAUCUAUGCUUGAGAUACGUGUACGAGGAACGUAUACUAAAUGAUGUACUAGAUAUUUUUAAGGAGGCAUAGUAUUUUGAAUAAGAGCUGAAACAUAAAGUUACAAAUUAAGUUUACUUUAAGGUUGUACUAGAUGCUUGUGAUCUCAAGUAUACUGAUUAUCAAAAAGUUUAAAAUAUGACUGAGGAAUAAAAGUUGAAAAUGUUUGAUAAAUAAUCUUAUUAAAAGAUGCUGCUAUGUAUUGACUCUGGUAGACUCAUGAUCUUUACACUAAAAAAGAAAGAUGAGAUUAACUUACAAGAUUGUGAGGUUGAGCUAAUAUCAAAGCUUGGCAUUAGUGAAAAUAAUAAGUACAUGUUCUAGUUGAAUUUCAAAAAAAGAGGGAUUUUCACUCAAAAGAUGAACAAGCUAGUUCUUGGAACAGAUUCUGACUCUUCAAGAAGGGAUUGGGUAUUCACAAUGUAACUAUCAAGAAAAUUUUAGAGCAAAAUGAGAGAUUCUAUUCUUUAUAUAACAGAACUAAAAAAACUGUCUAUUCUUUAAAUAACUAUGGAAAAAUAAGAAGAAAUGAGAAAAUCAAUGUCUAGAGAUGGAAAGUUUCUCUAGACUAUGAAGAAGUAAGCUCAAGAUAUAGAUCUACCUUUAUAAUUUCAAGAAACGCCAAAGAAUCAGCCAUAAGGAUCCAAGAUUAAGUUUGAUGAUACCAGCAAUAUUAAGGACGAUCUCUAAAAUGAGAUUGAUAUUAUUUAAAGAGGUUUUAAUUAAGAGGAUCAACCUAUUUAAAAGAAAAAGAAAUAGAAGAAGAAGUCUAAAAACCUUGAUUAAAACUAAAAUAAAUAAGGAGCAAAUCAGUAGUAAGUUCAAGGUGGAUAAAGAGAUUAGGUUUAAAAAUCUAGCAAAACCAUAGAUAGUCAUAGAAAAUAAACUAUGAUAUAGAGAGUCAAUCAGACAUCAAGUUCAAAUCCAUAUUUAAGUGCUGAGGAAUCUGAUAAUGAUGUAAUUUCAUCAGAUAGCGAAUCAGAUGAUGACCAUGAUGAAAUGAGCUUUGAUGACAAUUAUGAAAGCUCUCAAGACUCAAAAGAAUCGUCUAAAAAUUAGAUAGCUGAUGAUAAUGGAUUUUAUGAUAAAUCCUCCUCUAUUUUCAGAUCCUAAAUAUUAGAAGAUCCACAGAGGCCUACUAAUAAAAAAGGAUAGCCUAAGCUUAAAAGAGUUCUAAAAUAUCAACUCUUAGAGUAUGAGGUGGUAGGAAAAUCUCCAUAACUUGAAAUAGUGGGUGAAUCAAAUCAGAAUUUACUUCUUAGAUUCUUGAUUCACUUUUUGUUUACUAAGCAUAACAGCUUUGAGUUAAGUUUAAUAGAGAAAAAUAGGAUAAAGGAAAUCGAAAAGAAUCUCGCAGUUCUCUUAAUUAGUGCUAGAAAAAACAAAGUCAGAUAAUCAGUUAGAGGCCCAUUUUAAGCAGAAUCUAGAUUUUGA